CGUCCGGCCUCUGCCCCGCCCCCUCCCUGUGACCGCCGGUCCCGCGGGCUCCCCGUUCUAGUCCCCGCCCCCUGCGCGGCAUGUCCCUCGCUGCCUGCCGUAGGCAGUCUGCGCGGCUGGCAAGAUGGCGGUAGCUGCUGUUACGCGGAGGGUGUCGGGGAUUUUAAGACCUCUGAAUUUUCUGGUCCCUUUGGCUUACAACAGCUCCUGCAACAUCCGUCUUAUUUCUGGACUCUCCAUACAAUGUUUCAACCGGGUGCAGGCACCGUUAGCUUCCUCUGUUACGAAACCUCUGCUGUCUAUUAGUGAUCUGUCCUGUGGGUGUCCUCUCUCCAUCUUUAACAGUGUAACACCCUUACUGCCACGUAUCCUUCAGCAGCCAGUGAGGACUCUCACAUAUUAUAGCCUGCGAAAAGGAAAGAGGAAAUCUGUAAAAUCUGUGGUCUACAGAUUUCUCCGACUGCACUGUGGCCUUUGGUUAAGGAAAAAAGCUGGUUACAAGAAAAAAUUAUGGAAAAAGUCUAUUCCCCAGAAAAGACGCUUGAGGGAACAAGUGUUUUGCAAUAAAACACAAAGUAAACUCCUUGAUAAAAUGACCACUUCUUUCUGGAAGAGAAGAAACUGGUACGUUGAUGAUCCCUUCCAGAAAUAUCAUGAUCGCACAAACCUUCGACUAUAGAAAACCUGUCUCUUCUGUGUCUCAGUUCACACUUUUGUUUUUCCUCUUACUGCCCAAUAUAUGUCAUUGUAUGUGGGCUGGGAUCUUUUUAUGCAUUUCCAAAGACAAAUAACUACAACCUGUCAUUUUUCCACAUGCAAAUAUAUGGUCUGAUUUGAAUUAUUGGUACAAACACCCAAAUAAACUAAUUCCAGAUUGUGAUUGGA
Molecule: messenger RNA, 885 nt
Organism: Trachemys scripta elegans
Lineage: Eukaryota; Metazoa; Chordata; Testudines; Emydidae
Gene: MRPL35
Product: mitochondrial ribosomal protein L35
Exons: 4
Coding region: 125-679 (184 amino acids)
Biological process (GO): translation
Cellular component (GO): ribosome; mitochondrion
Molecular function (GO): structural constituent of ribosome
Source: RefSeq, a predicted model, not a curated record